AUGUUGGGGUCGCUAAAGCCUUUAGCGGCUAUUGUCACAAAAGCUGGUAAAAGUGCAGAUAUCAGUAACAGGAAUAAUACAGAUUUUAUUUGCUCUAAUGCUAGUCCAAAGCUUCAGGUUUCAGCAGCUCACAGAUGUAGAAACAAUGCUGAAUUCACAGUCCAAACUGUGCAGCUGAAGGGCACAGUUAAGCUUGUCUUCCAACCUGCAGAAGAAGGAUAUGCUGGUGCCUCCUAUAUGUUAGAAGAAGGUGCAUUAGAUGGGUUUAAAGCAAUAAUUGGCUUGCAUGUCUGGCCAUUUAUGCCCGUAGGCACUAUUGGUUCGAAACCUGGUCCUAUUAUGGCUGGAUCAAGCAGGUUUACUGCAGUAGUGCAAGGGAAAGGCGGCCAUACAGCAACACCACAUAAAACUAGGGAUCCAAUGUUGGCUGCUUCUAUGGAAGUUCUUGCACUCCAACAACUCAUUUCUCGAGAAACUGGUCCUCUAGAGCCUAGGGUUGUCUCUGUUACCUUUGUAGAUGGUGGUCAAGCUGGAAAUGUAAUCCCUGCAAGUGUAAGCUUUGGUGGAACCUUCCGGUUCAUGACAUUAGAAGUAUAUUCCUAUCUUAAGCAGAGGAUCAAAGAGAUCAUUGAGACUCAAGUAGGAGUACAUCAAUGUUCUGCCACCAUUGAUUUCAUGGAGGAAAUGAGGCCAUAUCCUCCAACUAUAAAUGAUCCCACUAUCUAUGGUCAUGGUAAAAGAGUUGGAGAAAUCUUGCUUGGCGAGAAUAACGUGCAGCAUUCCCCAGCUUUAAUGGCUGCAGAGGACUUUGGGUUCUAUUCCCAGAAGAUGCAACUGCAUUUUUUCUUCAUUGGGAUUGACUGA
This is a messenger RNA of Nicotiana attenuata, 864 nucleotides long. RefSeq names its product IAA-amino acid hydrolase ILR1-like 7. Bases 1 to 864 code for a protein of 287 amino acids. NCBI's taxonomy places the organism in Eukaryota, Viridiplantae, Streptophyta, Magnoliopsida, Solanales, Solanaceae. Gene Ontology annotation, biological process: auxin metabolic process. Gene Ontology annotation, molecular function: IAA-Ala conjugate hydrolase activity. The transcript is spliced from 5 exons. The record is from RefSeq and is a predicted model, not a curated record. Gene Ontology annotation, cellular component: endoplasmic reticulum.